AACAUGAAGCUCCUAACCCUCCUUUAUACUGCCACAUCUCUGCUAGGCAUUGCAUCUGCAGAUAUUGAGAAGCGCUGUACUAUCGGCCUUGAUAUUGAGUGUUGGUAUCAGGGUUUCUAUUCAAACGGCGAUCAGGUCCGAUGCGCAGUUCCUGGACAAUAUGCGAUCGCCUACGCAUAUGGAGAAUGUCCUAAUACCUACGACGGCAAGAGCUUUGCUUAUUCCACCUGUAUUACGGCUGGCAAGUAUAAUGGACGCCAUAAGUGCAGCGACUCCCCAGCCCCAGAUGGCAAUGAUCCAGACGACAAAAGCUUUGGAAAUUAUGGUGGAAAUUAGAUUGUACGGGCUAUAUAGUCAGAGCUAGACU
Molecule: messenger RNA, 367 nt
Organism: Bipolaris maydis ATCC 48331
Lineage: Eukaryota; Fungi; Ascomycota; Dothideomycetes; Pleosporales; Pleosporaceae
Source: RefSeq, a predicted model, not a curated record